Aplosporella prunicola CBS 121167 is the source of this 402-nucleotide messenger RNA. RefSeq lists its product as uncharacterized. The record is from RefSeq and is a predicted model, not a curated record. Bases 1 to 402 code for a protein of 133 amino acids. NCBI's taxonomy places the organism in Eukaryota, Fungi, Ascomycota, Dothideomycetes, Botryosphaeriales, Aplosporellaceae. The transcript is spliced from 4 exons.
AUGGACCACUUCCCCUCUCCCUCGGCGCGCAAGCGCUCUCACGGCGACAUGGUCGCAGGUCACGAUCGCUCAACCACCCCGACCGACAACAAGCCUGACCUCGAUCCAUCGGCCGCCCUUGAACCCUACGAUUGGGAAGACGUCGCACAGCGAUAUCAUGCCGACAUUCAAGAGCUGCGCAGUAGAGAAGAUGAGAUCCUUGCUCACUAUUCUGAUCUUCUGGGAUUCUUCUCGCUCUGGGUCAACGCCUCUCGUACCCAUGAGGUUGACAGGACCUUUAAUCGCCUUCGCACGCGUACCACACAUGUCCAAUACUCCGAAGAAGAACUAGAGGAGAAGAGACAACACUACAUAAGAGUGGUCAACGCUUUUGAGAGUGCGCUAAAGCUCCUCAAUGCGUGA